Messenger RNA from Mytilus trossulus (common blue mussel), 1633 nucleotides. RefSeq lists its product as uncharacterized. The coding region runs from base 5 to 1288 and encodes 427 amino acids. NCBI's taxonomy places the organism in Eukaryota, Metazoa, Mollusca, Bivalvia, Mytilida, Mytilidae. The record is from RefSeq and is a predicted model, not a curated record. The transcript has 7 exons.
GAUAAUGGAUUUCAAUAAUUUUAUGUCUACAACAUCUUUUUACGCCAUUUGGAGGAAGUUUUAUAGUCAUGUUAAAAUCAGAUCAACAAAUCUUUUUACAAAGUGCACAACAUGCGUUAAACUUGACAGAGCACUACAGCUUCAACUGAAUCCGCAGAAAAGACAAGCUAUUUUCAGAGAAAAACAAGCCCAUCUUCAUCGGAUCAUAAUGGAGAAACUGGCAUAUUACCGUAGGAGAACGAUAUCUCGUAGGCGGCCUGACAGGUAUCUCAGUUUGAUAAUUGAUGGAAUGGACAAUACUAAGACCAGUUUACCACAUUUUAAAGAUAGAAAAGGAAAAGACCUUGCUUCAACCAUUCCGAUGAAAACACACGUAACUGGUGCCAUUAACCAUGGCACACAUCAAAAAUUUGUUUUCACUGAUAUUUAUCAGUACAAACAUGAUUCCAAUCUGACGUUGAACAUCUUGAUGAAGUUAUUGUGGGAGGCUUCAAAGGGACGUCCAUUACCUCCAGUAUUGUACCUCCAGGCAGAUAAUUGCUUUAGGGAAAACAAAAACAGAUUUAUCCUUUCAUUUCUAGAACUUCUGGUCCAUCGUCGAGUUUUCUAUGAGAUUCAGUUGUCCUUUCUGUAUGUUGGUCAUACGCAUGAAGACAUUGACCAAAUGUUUAGUGUAUUUGCUGAUAGACUGAGGCACACGGAUGCCACAACUCUUCCUGAACUACAUCAACAUGUGUAUAAUGCACAGGAACUGAAUGGGUGCUAUAAUGUGAGCGGUUGGCUAGACCCAUGCAUAGCUGGAGUUAAAAGCCAUUCCAAGUCAAAUAUUUUUAGAUACAGAUAUGAUGAGGCAAACAAGUUAGUGAAUGUAUACUAUCGAAAAAAUUCAGAACAGCCAUGGAAAACUCUCCGAAGAGGAUUUUUCAAAGUGAGACCAAAUGGGUUACCAUUGCUACCAAAUUCAAAUCCACCAGUACUCAUGGCCUCUUUUCACCUUUUAGACAUGGAUGUUUUAAAAAAGGGCAAUUCUAUCUGGUCAACAUAUUUGACGCAAGAAGCCAGAUUAUGGUGGACGAAUAAACUGUCUUUUAUACAGAAUAUGCAGAGUAACAAAUACCAACUGACACAAUAUUCCAGAAAGGGAUGUAUUUGGCGACUGAAUUCGUUUAAGCCAUAUGACAAAAAUGCACUUGAAGAUUCUGUGGAUGGCACUGAUCCCGUGCCAUCCGAUGUAAGACAGCUUCUAGCGGGCGAACAGGAAACACCGGAGAUUAUUGUCAAUAAUUGAUGAUGAGGACACGUACUCACGAUCUAAAGGAAUCAGUAUUGAUGGACCUUUUAAUCCAGAUAUGGAAAUCAGUCUUGAGGAACUUUAUUAUCCAUCUUCGAACAUAAUUAUGUGUUGUGAAACUUUUUUUUAUUCAUAAAACAUUGCAGAAAAUAUUGUUGAAAACACAUCUUAAAAGUAUAAUAUAAAAAUCUGGCAUCAAUCGUACUUGGAUUGACGGCAGAGAUUGACGAUUACUAUCGGCAAUUAUUUCUAACGUGCAGUUGUCAAACAGAUACAAUGUUGUAUAAUGAUGUAUAAUAUUUUAUUUAUCUUCUCUUCGGUAUGUUUGUUUUUGUUUUUAUA